UCGCUACUUCGGCACACACGCGUUUUUCCCAAAUCGUGCUUUUUUUUUAAAUUAAUUAAUUAAUUUCGUUUAUACCAUUUCGGCCAGCGUUAUGAUUGCAAAACUAGCUCCCAAGUAGAUUGAGAACCGGUCCCCGCGUUCGGAUGUGAAAACCGCUGGGAGACAGUGUUUUUUAAAGCAAAUUGGUACGAAUGCCAGAGUUCGGUUCGUGUCGCUGCGCGCGUGUAUGUGUGUAGAGCGAAGAGGAGAAGCGAAGAAUUGCGAAAGCAGAAAGAAGAGUGCAAAAGAGGAAGCACAAAGACAAAAGGAAGGCGAUAAAAAGCGGACAGCGGCAGUCCGGCGAUCAAACGAACGGCGGGACGGACGGCAUGCAGCAGUCAGGAGGAGUGCGUGUCAUCGUGCAACCAUAUCUAUCAAUUCCCCUUACCCGUCAGUUGUGGCGCCAAACACAGCUCAGUUUAGUUUUUAUAAAAUCGCCGCGUGUGUGAAAUCUCAGCAGAUAGAAAAAAAAUCCGAAAAGUAAAAAAAAACCACGGCGGCGUGCGUAAGCGCUCAUACAUACACUCGCUCAUAUAGCACAGACAGAGCGUGCACACACACACGCACAGACAUUUACUCGCAGUGCUCCCGUUAUUUGUAAAAAUUUUUUUUAGUUGAGUUUUGUUGUUGUGUGUGCUGCGCUUCCUUUCGGUUGGUGUCUCUCUUUUGUGCCGUUGCUUCGCCGGCAAAAGAGCGAGAGGGACCUGAAGAGUGGAAGAUUGGAAGAGUCCAGAACCCGAAACCAAAUUAAAACCACAUAAUGUCAGACCCUGAGGAUGGUCAAAAAGUGCAGCGCGGUCCUGGGACCAAAGCUAGACCGGCACCCUUGCAAGCGGCGACGCCAAACCAGUUGCAUCCCUUGACGCCGUUGAAGGAGGUGCACGAACAGGAGGAAGAGGAGGAGGAGACCGCGGGAGCCAGCAACAACAACACCAUCAUGGGCAAGAUGAAGAAGCGUUUGAGCAUUCUGCCCGCCGCGCUAAGCGGUUGGUUCUCACCCUCAUCGAAACCGGAUGCUGCAGCCUCCUCCCCGCAACAGGAGCUGCACCGCCAACCCAACGGAUGCACCAAACGAAAACGCGGUCGCCGUCGCAUCGUCCUGGCCGAGGCAGAUGCUGAGGCCGACGACGUGGACGAUGGCAGCGAUGCCAGGGGCCUCAACUACGAAGAGGUGGCUCUGGCCGAUAAUAUAACCGAACAUGACCUGGCCGCCGAGGAUGAGCAGACGCGGCGAAGCGAGUACAAUGUGUUUCUGCUACGCAGACAGCGGGAUGCUCUCGCUGCGACUGGCGGCGAGGAGGAUGAUGUGGAGGAGGACGAUGUCGAGGAAGAUGUGGAGGAGGAGGAAUGCGACGAGGAGGACGAAGACGAUGUACAUGGACAGGUGGCGAAGCGUCAACGUCUGAAGAUGGAGACCACUGUCAGCUUACCUCAAAUGCGUCGCAUGCCCUUGAGUUCAUCCACGCCCGCUGCUUCUCUGGUGCCCGCAUCCGUGUCUGUGGGUGGCGCUCGGAGCAAUAACAACCAGUUAGCUCCACACCGUCGCACCCACCUAAAUUUAUAUCAAAAUCAGCGAAACCGCGAACCAGCAUUUAACUUCUUCACCGGCAACGAAGCUGCCGCCGAGGGGACUACCGGCGAUUUGCCUCAAAGUAACCGGCGUUCACUGAACAUACCUUUUGGGAUCGUCGCCGGCGGCGGCGGCGGCGGCAGUACCAUCAGCAGCGCCACUAGCCGCAACAACAGCAGCUUAUCCCUCUCCAGCCUGCCCAAUCACAAGCGACCUCCGCUGAUGAUGGGCAAACGUCCUGAGCUUCGUGACCGGAACCUUAUCAAUUCUAGUGGCGAUCGUCAGCACGAUCUCAUUAUAAACAACAACAAUAAUGUGGAGAAGCCAAGCAGACAAAUUGAUUUGGGUUCUGGUGGCACAACCGCCCCUAGCGGCGGAGGAGACUCAAACUCCGAGAGCGAUCACGUUGAACUUAACUUCCACGACAACGGGGAUGCUCACCACAACCACAACAACAGCCACUUGGAGUUUUACGGUAACCUGCAGAGUACUAAAUCUCUAUUCAAUAGAACCAACGCCCAGCCCACUCUGCACAAUUCCACGUGGUCCCUGAAUUCACUGAGCAAUCGGCGGACAUUCAACGCAUCGAUAUACGGCAGCACCUCGGCCCUGAGCGACAGUCGCCUGCUAAGUCACAGGGGCUCAGCAGCAUCCUCCGCCAGUUCAUCAAGCUCACCCUUUUACCAAGGACCCACUGCCUUUGGCGGCAACUCGGCAAAUAAUCGCUUCUUUAAUCGCAGUUCAUCGGCCGCCCCCUCCUCCAACUCCAACUCCCUGCUGGGUAACAAUUCUCGCUUCAGUAUGCCGGGCAUCGGAUCUGGUAGUAUUGGCAUGAAGCCAACAGAAAUGCGCUUUAAUAAUCCUGCAGAGACAAGUGGUAGUAGCUCCGCCAUAUCGAAAACCACGCAUCGCAUCCUUCACCUGCUGGACAGGUACUCCACGCCGCUGAUUGAUGUCAAGCGCAUGGGCAGUGUCCUCAAGGAGCACCAGAGCAGUCGCAAGAUGCGCAAUAGUGCGCCAGCAGGCAGUCCCUAUUCUCUGCCUCGCAAUUCGACGAGUAUAACUGGAUCCUUGCAGAGUCCUGUUGCCGAUUUGGCGGAGCUGCGCUCGAACAAAUUACUAUUGCCCACAAUGCAGCAGCUGCUGGAACGCCGGUGUCUGAACCGGGUGACUACCAACACGCGCAAUUUGAUGCAGAUGCCCAAACAGAGUGUCCCAGUAGCGGAGGGCACUGACACAGUGGUAAAGGCUGCAACAAAAACGGUGCCAUCAUCGGUGUCCGCGGCGACGCCGGUUGUGGAUCAACCGUCCAGCCAUAGUCAUCGUUCGUACAAGAUGCGUUCAAAGCUCUCACACCAGGCGCAGGGGCGAAGCAAGGAGGUGCGCGAGGAGGAGGCCCCUCCACCUCCGCUGGAUCUUCCCCAGAUCAGUUUCCCGGACAUGGCCAGUACGCCCAAGUUCGAUCUGGUUAUUGGGAAGACCCCCGGAUCCCACAAGGCCGACGUCCCAACGACAACGGUAAGCAAGGACAACAACAGUAAUACCAACAACACCUUAAAAAAGACCAACUUUCUGGUCAAUCCGCAACCGAUAAACGAUGUUAGCCUUGCAGCGAAUGGAGCAAGUGUCACGGCAGCCAAACGUAGCUUUACCUUCGAAACACCAACGCCACUAUCGUUCAACUCGCAGAAUACCUCUGCGGCCCAGCUUAAUGUUAUUAAACGUGGCUUUGUCUUCUCAGCGCCGAUUCCUCUUGAUGCCGAAUCAAAGCAAGUAAAGGCGGCGAUGAAUGGCCUACCACCGCAGGGCUUCGGUGAACAAUUCAAGAAAUCGGGCAAAGAAUGGGACUGUGAUGUGUGUAUGGUGCGUAAUAAGGCCGAGGCUGGCAAGUGUGUGGCCUGCGAGACGUCUAAACCGGGUGGGGUCAAGGCUUCUCCAGCGGCAACAACUACUCUCUUUGAACAAUUCAAGAAAUCGAGCAAGGAAUGGGACUGCGAGGUGUGUAUGGUGCGUAACAAGGUCGAGGUUGGGAAGUGCGUGGCCUGCGAGACGCCCAAACCAAAAGCAACUGCUCUGGCAGCUCCAUCUCCCUUGCCUCCGAUUGUGCCCAUUGGUGGAGGCUUUGGAGAUCGUUUUAAGAAGUCGUCGACUGCCUGGGAGUGCGAGGCCUGCAUGGUCACCAAUAAUGAGGCGGACAGCAAGUGCAUUGCUUGCAUGACUCCACGGAAGGCGGCGAUGCCAACAACGAAGAUUAACAAUUUCCCAAUGACAUCGGUGUCCGGUGUUGGUUUUGGGGAUGCCUUUAAGCUCAAGACCGGUCAGUGGGAGUGCCAGACUUGCAUGGUGAUGAAUGAAUCAACUGCCUUGGAGUGCGUGGCCUGCCAGACUGCAAAUCCCCGUCUUGGCAGCUCUGAGCCAUCCUCGAGCUCAUCCUCAUCUUCGUCUUCCUCGGCGUCCUCUUCAACGGCGUCGGCACCAGCCUCACCGCGCGCCGCCAACAGUGUCACCUCCAGCACCAGUUUUAAGUUUGGCUUCACCCCUGGAACUGUUGCUGCUGUUGCGCCCAAGCAGGAUGCUGGUUUCCAGCAGCUGGUGGCUGCCCAAAAGACCGCCAGUUGGAAUUGCGAUGCAUGCUUGGCCCAGAACGAAAUGUCGCGCAACAAGUGCCUCUGUUGUGAGCAGCUUAAGCCCGGCAGCAGUCCCACCAGUACUACCAGUACCAAGAGCAGCGGCCUGACGGUUCCUGGAGGCGGCAGUUCGGUACCAAAGUUUACUUUUGGAUUUGCCCCUGUCCAGCCAUCAAAAACUGGCUUCACCAAGGAGGAAACAAAGGCAACGACGGCCACUUCAAGCACAGAGGAAACGGAUGCAGCAGCAGCUCCAGCUCCGGCAUCAGCUCUAACCCAGCCGUUUGCAUUUGGAGCGCCACCUACUUUAAGCUCUGCCAGCUCAAGCACCGCCACGACCACCACCGCCACCAUUAGCAGCACUCCGGCUUUAGGUGGCUUUAGCUUUGGUGCUCCAUCUUCCUCCUCCUCGACGGUGUCCAGCUCUAGCGCCAACUCAAUGCCUGUUGCCAAGCCCAUGUUCAGCUUAUCGGGAGCGGGAGGAACUGCUAGCGCCGUGAGCAGCACCAGUAGUAGCCAGCAGCCGGCAUCCAAGACAGAGGCUUUUGGCUUUGGUGUCAGCAAUGCCAUAACGACGACCACCACCUCAUCGACAGGCUUUUCCCUAAAGCCAUCAGCAACCCCAGCGACAGCCCUACAGUUUGCUGUCAUUCCAGCAUCUGCUGCGGAUCCAGCUCCAGCACCAGCUGCAGCUGCAGCUGUAGCUCCUAGCUUUAGCUUUGGCAAUCCACCGAAAACAGUGUCAACUCCAGCCGCCGCCGGUACCUUCUUCUUUGGCCAGCCACUGGCGAGCACUUCAGCGCCACCCGCAGUCAAUGCCGGCGUCAGCUCAAUUUUCGGAUCAACAGCAGCAGUCAGCACCAGCAUCAGCACAGCAGCCGCCAGCUCAGUCAGCCCCAAUAGUACUGCCGUCGUGGCCCCAUCUAAUCCACAGCCGUUUAGCUUUGGAACAGCUACUAAGAAACCCGAGGAGACGACAACGGCAAAGCCCUUUGUCUUUGGCUCCGGCGGAUUGGGAGCAACAACGACGACGACGACGACAAUGCCUAGCUUUGGCUGGCCCAGUAAUGGAGCCACGGGGAUGAACAGCAGCACCAGCAGCGGCGGCAGCAGUGCAGUCACCAGCACAGCGGCGGUGUCAUCCUCACAGGGUAUUAUGAUGACCCAGCCUAUAUUUGCCAGCAGCAGUGCUAUGUUUGGAGCUCCCAGCAGCAUUACCAGCAGCAGCAGCAGCAGCUCACUAUUCGGUUCGACGGCCACAACAGCGGCAGCCACUCCGGCGGCUGUUAGCUUGGGUGGAAACGGAGGUCUUGCCACCGUCUUUGGAAAUGUGGGUAACUCCAUGGUGGCGCCCGUAGCCACACCAGCUGCAACGCUUGCGACUGCUGCCUCGGGGCCGCUGGCCAAUAUCUUUGGCAAUCCCACGGCCAUUGCCGCGCCAGCUUCAUCAUCAUCAUCGUCAACAUCGGCGUUUGGAAGCGGCAGUGGAGGAUUUGGACAAGGCGCUGCUGCAGCCACGACCCCGGCAUUGGGCCAGGGAGGAGGAUCAACGAAGCCUGCAUUUAACUUUGGAGGAGCAGUAGCUGCCACGGCAACUCAGUCCUCCGGUGCUCCAUUCAACUUUGGCUCCAGCACUGCGGCAGCCGCCAAGCCAACAUUCAAUUUUACGGGUUCGGUAACGACGGCCUCUACACCGCAGGCGGGCGCAUUUACCUUCACGGCAAAUCCAACGGCCGGUCCUCUAGCAGCCGGCGAUGCCCAGGGUAUCUUUCGGUUUGGUGCUCCAUCAGCGGCGGCGGAAAUAGGAGGAGCGGGAUUAGCGGGACCGGGAGAAGCCGCUGCCUCCACCUCCUCCUUUGCAAUUGGCGGUGUGCCGCCGAUGUUCAAUUUAAGCUACGCAACGCCGCAAACAGAGAUGCAGCUUCAAUCAGCCAGCCGGCCAGUCUGCCCAAAAUUCGCAGAUGGUUCGUCGCAAGGUGCGUACUCCUAUGCGCCGCCUGCCGCCCCGGUAGAAAUGGCAUCGCAAUCGGCCGCCAAGGUAGCUGCUGUUCAGGCCGCCAUAAAAAUAAAAUUGUCGAAUGCGAUGAAGAGGAAGGUGGAGGAGGAGAAGGAGCGAGGGCCGCAGCUGCUGGAGAUGGAGCGGCUUCGAAAGCAGAGUCUGAUUAACAAGUACCGUUAUGUGCGGGGAGUAAAAAGUGCAGCAGCAGCAGCAGCAGCAGCACCAAGACCACCACCACCACCAGAAGUAGUCAAAACAGCAGUAGCCUCCGCAUCAGCAUCCCAGGUGACAGGUGUUCGACUUCCUUUUUUCAAUAGGAACAUCAGCAUCAGAAACAACAACAACCGAAGCCAAGAUGCUCCCCAGAAUAUCAGCUGGGAAGACAGCAACAACCGGGUGGCAUCGGCCACACAACCGCAGUGGACGGGAAGUGGAACUGCCCCCGCUACUGGAGCCAAUCGACGCAGUCUCUUCAAGUAUGUGCGAUGCGACACUAAAGCGACGACGGGAAGACGCUUCUCAACUGACUGAAACACACACACACCAGAGCCUCGAUGAUGUGUAACGACUUCUUGACUUGACCGGGCCACAAGGAGGAGAAUAGACGUAGCCGUAAACACACUGUAAAACGUAUAUACACACAGCGCCACAUACAUAUAUAUAUAUAUAGUCUCUACUAAUUCCUAAUGAUUUUUUCUUGGAUAGUUCACCGUUUAUGUUUAAUUAAUGAAUAUAUUAUAAAUGUUUAAAACUCAUAUUUUUUUUUUUUUUUGUUGAUGCUAUAACCUGCUAUAAUUCUGUAUUGUAUCUAUAUAUCUUCACAUAUAUAUACAUAUAUAUUUAUAUACAUAUAUAUUUAUAUACAUAUAUAUUUAUAUAUAUAUAUAUGGUGUAAGGAGAACCACGCGGAUGACCGGCUUUAAAUUCAUCCGCAAGGCUUACCAUGUGUAAAUUGUAAUCUAAUUUUAUCCUUGUAGUUAUUGUCAUUGCAAAUUAUUUGUGGUUCUCCCAGGCAUAUACAUACAGAAACACACUUUUAUAUGUAUAUAUUUAUAUAUAUAAAUACAUGGGUAUACAGUUAUUGUAGUAGUCUUAAUUUAACGAUAAUUAUGUAAUAAUUAUUUUGUGAAAAUGUAAAGAAAAAUAAGCGAAUCGGCAAGCAAGAGUUGUUGCAAAGAGCAAGAGAGAAAAUAGCGCAAAAAGUAAACUAUAUUAUAUUAUAUAUAUAAAUAUGUAUACAUAUAUAUGUAUAUUUAUAUAUAUAUUAAAGUGGGUAAUCCUGUUUAGACAAUGACAGCGAGGCGGAGGCAGGGCAGGACUUGAGGUUUAGCUGUAAGAGUUGCAUUAAGUCUUAGUUCUGUUAUUGAUUUUAGAAUUACAAAAAAAGGAAAACCCAACAGCAGCAACAACAAACAGUAAUGCAAACCAACAACUAUCUAGCAACGUAAACAAACAAAUGAAACCUAUAGCUACUGAUAAGGAGAGCGAGCGAGGAGCUCGGCCAGGUGGCGACCGAACAGCGAUGAUGUGCAUGUCCCUCACAUCCACACACAUAUGUACACAUGGCCGCGAGACACACAUUGAAUAAAUAUAUAUAUAUAAAUUAUAAUUUUAAAUUGAUCAUUAAGUAUAUAAUAGAAAUGGAAAUCAGAAGAUCAGUCUUAGAGUCGAGUAAAAGUUAUCAUAAUGUAAAUAAGUAAAUAUAUAUGCGGUAUGAUAAUUUAAAAACAAAUACACAUGUGAGAUGAAUUAAUA
Messenger RNA from Drosophila kikkawai, 7990 nucleotides. It is a transcript of the gene Nup153, whose product is annotated as Nucleoporin 153kD. Gene Ontology annotation, cellular component: nuclear pore. Gene Ontology annotation, biological process: RNA export from nucleus; protein import into nucleus. Lineage: Eukaryota; Metazoa; Arthropoda; Insecta; Diptera; Drosophilidae. Gene Ontology annotation, molecular function: structural constituent of nuclear pore. The record is from RefSeq and is a predicted model, not a curated record.